AAUGCAGACGUUAAACUCAGAAUCAAAAGCAUAAUUAUAGAUCUCGUGCCAAAGUGACUCAAUUUUCUAAUAGAAUCUCAUAACUAAUAACUAUUCGUUUUGAGCGCAGUGAACGACAAUUAAUUAAUUAAUCUGAUCCACAACAUGGCCCAAAGUGACUGUGGAAAGUUUUGUGAUGCUGCAACUGCUGAUGCGGAAACAUGUUGCCAACGAGAAACUGCAACAGUUUCAAAAUGCAAUGCAUCGAAAGUAUUUCCCGACAAGAUUUACAAAUCGGUUCAGGCCAAAGGUGAAGAUGUGACGGGCAUGACUUGCGAGUGCGGUGUCUUUGGAGCUAUAGCCUGUGGGGAGUAUCCGACGAAUCAUGACAUUGCACAGAUGAUAUGCCUGGGAUUGGUGGCAUUGCAGCAUCGUGGCCAGGAGUCGGCUGGCAUUUGCACCAGUCUGGGCAAGAGCUCGAAGAACUUUAGUGUGCACAAGGGCAUGGGAAUGAUCAAUAACAUCUUCAACGAUGAGGCCAUACGGAAACUGAAGGGCAAUCUGGGAAUCGGCCACACACGCUACUCCACGUCCGCUGCCUCCGAGGCGGUCAACUGUCAACCCUUUGUGGUACACACGGCCCACGGUGCCUUGGCCAUUGCCCACAAUGGGGAGUUGGUCAACUGUGAGUCGCUGCGUCGUGAGGUUCUCGAAAGAGGAGUCGGUCUGUCGACGCACUCGGACAGCGAGCUGAUUGCCCAGUCCCUGUGCUGUGCUCCCGAGGAUGUCUCCGAGCACGAUGGACCCAACUGGCCGGCUCGCAUACGUCACUUUAUGACACUGGCGCCGCUUUCCUACUCUCUGGUCGUGAUGCACAAGGAUAAGAUCUAUGCGGUGCGAGAUUCCUAUGGCAAUCGGCCGUUGUGUCUGGGCAAGAUCGUGCCCUUCGAUGCGGGACAUGCCAACAUCGAGGAUCAGAUUGCCGAGGGUUGGGUCGUGAGCAGCGAGAGCUGUGGCUUCCUCUCCAUCGGAGCACGCUAUGUGCGAGAGGUGGAGCCCGGCGAGAUCAUUGAGCUAUCCCGGAAUGGCUACCGCACCGUGGACAUCGUGGAGCGACCGGACUAUAAGAGAAUGGCCUUCUGCAUCUUUGAGUAUGUCUAUUUUGCCCGCAGCGAUUCCAUGUUCGAGGGUCAGAUGGUCUACUCGGCGCGUCUCCAGUGUGGCCGACAACUGGCUAGGGAAUCUCCCCUGGAUGCGGAUCUGGUCAGCUCUGUGCCGGAGUCGGGCACGGCUGCAGCUCACGGCUAUGCCCGGGAGUCGGGUCUGCCCUUUGGCGAGGUGCUCUGCAAGAAUCGCUAUGUGGGACGCACUUUCAUCCAGCCCUCGAACCGUUUGCGCCAACUGGGCGUGGCCAAGAAGUUCGGAGCUCUCGCCCAGAAUGUGGAGGGCAAGCGAAUUGUGCUCAUCGAUGAUUCCAUAGUGCGUGGCAAUACAAUUGGUCCGAUUAUCAAGCUGCUCCGUGAUGCGGGAGCCACCGAGGUGCACAUUCGGAUUGCCAGUCCGCCUUUGCAAUAUCCCUGCUACAUGGGCAUCAAUAUUCCCACCCGGGAGGAGCUCAUUGCCAACAAGCUGAAUGCGGGGCAGCUGGCCAACCAUGUGGGUGCCGAUAGCCUCGCCUACCUCAGUGUGGAGGGACUCGUCAAGGCAGUCCAGAUGAACAAGUCUCAUGCGAAUCCCAUCAAGUCGGGCUACUGCACCGCCUGCCUCACCGGAGAGUAUCCUGGAGGAUUGCCCGAGGAGCUCAGCUGGUAGACAGCUGACCGCAUGUGGAGUACUUAGAAUAAGAUUAGCAUUUAGCUCAACAUCAAGUCAAUUUGAUAACCUUAAUGAUCAUUCACAGCGCAUCCUUUGCUGUUCAUUUGAAACCAAACAAAUUAAUUUUGUUAGCUUUAAGUCAAAAACAAAUGGACAAUUAAAUUAUCUCAUUAACUUAGUAAAGUUUUAAAUAAAUAUUAAUAUACUUUUACUCGGAAAA
Messenger RNA from Drosophila innubila, 2014 nucleotides. Its product is annotated as amidophosphoribosyltransferase. The record is from RefSeq and is a predicted model, not a curated record. The coding region runs from base 145 to 1791 and encodes 548 amino acids. Lineage: Eukaryota; Metazoa; Arthropoda; Insecta; Diptera; Drosophilidae. Gene Ontology annotation, molecular function: amidophosphoribosyltransferase activity. Gene Ontology annotation, biological process: purine nucleotide biosynthetic process; purine nucleobase biosynthetic process. The transcript is spliced from 3 exons.